GUGGCACUCCCAUGAAAGGAGAAUCGGGUUUGCUUUUAUUAUCCAUAUCCUAAUUAAGAGCAUCAAGAAAUGAAUCCCAAACAGGCCCCUUUAGCAGAAACCCAAACCCAAAACGUCUAUUAAAAGACAGCCACUUCGACUUCACAUAAUGGCUUCUACACUGUGUUGCAGAGCCAGAGCUUCGCCCAUUUUCUCCACAUCCUCCACUAUACGACGUCGUUUGCCUCUAAUUGGGGCGUUUUGCAUGCUCAGCUUCGGCUUCUGCAAUUUCUCUCCUUCAUUUUCUUCAUCUUUCUCUGUCAAUACGGGUUGUGCUCAGUCUCUGCCCUUUGCCCCUCUCUUGAAAUCAAAGUUCAGUACCCAAGCACCAGCUAAGACCUCGAGUUCUAUCAGAAUGGAGAGUGGUAGCGACACUGUUCCCAGCAUCGUCGUCUACGUUACAGUACCCAACAAAGAAGAAGGAAAGAAGUUGGCAGAAAGCAUUGUUAGAGAAAAACUUGCAGCUUGUGUUAACAUAGUACCAGGUAUUGAAUCAGUUUACGAGUGGGAAGGAAAGAUCCAGUCUGAUGCUGAAGAACUUCUCAUAAUCAAGAGUAGACAAUCCCUUCUGGAAGCUUUGACGAAACAUGUUGAGGAAAACCAUCCAUAUGAGGUACCAGAAGUUAUCGCCUUGCCAAUCAAUGGGGGAAGUACGCCUUACCUAAAAUGGCUCAAAAACAACACUAGAGAUUGAUUUCUCCUUCAAAGCUAAGAAGAGAGUUGAAGUACACAUAUCCCUGUAGUGUGUCGUGAGUGUUUGCAUAUUAUGAGGACGUGGAGUUGUUUGAUCUCUCUCUCUCUCUCCCUCUCUCUCUGGGUUAUUGCACGUUGGUAACAUUAUAAUAAAACAUAGUGAUUCUAUAAGGAAUACCUUUUGCCUUUGAAA
Messenger RNA from Cannabis sativa, 925 nucleotides. Its product is annotated as protein CutA, chloroplastic. The record is from RefSeq and is a predicted model, not a curated record. The transcript has 6 exons. Gene Ontology annotation, molecular function: copper ion binding. NCBI's taxonomy places the organism in Eukaryota, Viridiplantae, Streptophyta, Magnoliopsida, Rosales, Cannabaceae. Bases 149 to 733 code for a protein of 194 amino acids. Gene Ontology annotation, biological process: response to metal ion.